This is a messenger RNA of Cheilinus undulatus (humphead wrasse), 1725 nucleotides long. It is a transcript of the gene ggt1a, whose product is annotated as gamma-glutamyltransferase 1a. The record is from RefSeq and is a predicted model, not a curated record. Bases 1 to 1725 code for a protein of 574 amino acids. Gene Ontology annotation, cellular component: plasma membrane. Gene Ontology annotation, molecular function: glutathione gamma-glutamate hydrolase. Gene Ontology annotation, biological process: regulation of immune system process; glutathione catabolic process; regulation of inflammatory response. Lineage: Eukaryota; Metazoa; Chordata; Actinopteri; Labriformes; Labridae. The transcript has 12 exons.
AUGGUUAGGAAGUCUCUGAUUGCUGGUCUCGUGGUCCUUGUGCUGGCCACAGUGAGCCUGCUCCUCGGGUUGUUCAUGGGCCUGGGGAAGAGUCACAUGCCUUCCUCCUCGGACCACUACUACUCCAAGGCUGCUGUGGCUGCAGAUGCCGGGAAGUGUUCGGAAAUUGGGAGGGACAUCCUGAAGAAAAACGGGUCAGCCGUGGACGCUUCCAUCGCUGCCUUGCUGUGUGUCAGCCUCCUCAAUGCUCACAGCAUGGGCAUCGGAGGAGGGCUCUUCUUUGUCAUCUACAACGCUUCCACAGGGAGGGUGGAAACCAUCGAUGCGAGGGAGACUGCGCCCAUGAACGCCACUGAGGACAUGUUUGGCAACAACACCGAGCUCUCUUAUACAGGCGGAUUGUCUAUAGCCAUUCCUGGGGAGAUUCGUGGCUAUGAGAUGGCUCACAAGAGGCAUGGCAGGCUACCAUGGAAAGACCUGUUUGAACCCAGCAUCGCCCUGGCUCGUCACGGCUUCCCAAUAGGAAGAGCUUUGGCUCACGCCAUCUUCAAGAGCAGAGAGUUCAUUCAAAGGGAUGCCAACAUGUGUGAGGUGUUUUGUGACUCAGAAAAAAACAUCCUGAGGGAAAACGACAUCAUAAGAUUCCCAAAGUUGGCCGACACUUACCAAAGAAUAGCAGAGGAGGGUCCUGAUGUGUUUUAUAACGGGUCAUUGGCCUGCAGCAUCGUCAAGGACAUCCAGGCUGCAGGAGGCAUAAUCACCUUGGAUGAUUUAUCGGAGUACCAGCCCGUGCUGAAUGAAAACCCUCUGAGGCUGAACAUUGGGGAAUACACCAUGUAUGUCCCAGACGCCCCCUCCAGUGGGCCUGUGCUGGCACUCAUACUCAACAUAGUGGAUGGGUACAACUUCACCGACAAAAGUGUCUCUACAGCAGAGAAAAAGACCCUGACCUACCAUCGCAUCGUGGAGGCUUUUCGUUUCGCUUAUGCCAAGAGGAGCAAACUGGGAGACCCACGCUAUCUCAACAUCACUGACCUCAUCCACAACAUGACCUCAGACUACUUUGCUGAUGGAAUAAGAAGCAAAAUAACCGAUGACACCACCCAUCCUGACGGCUACUAUGAGCCUGUUUAUUUUGUUCCAGACAACCAUGGGACAGCUCACCUGUCCAUUAUAGCUGAGGAUGGAAGCGCCGUGGCGGUCACAAGCACCAUAAAUCAAUACUUUGGCUCCAAAGUCAUGUCUCGAUCGACUGGGAUCAUUUUUAAUGAUGAAAUGGAUGAUUUCAGCACUCCGUACAUAACCAACGGGUUUGGAGUCCCUCCUUCACCAAACAAUUUCAUCCAACCAGGCAAGAGGCCGCUGUCUUCCAUGUGUCCCACCAUCAUCUUUGACAAAGAGGACAGAGUGAAAAUGGUAGUGGGAGCCUCGGGGGGCACGAAAAUCACCACAGCCACUGCUUUAGUCAUCCUGAACUCUUUGUUCUUCAAUUACGACCUAAAGAAAGCUGUGAUGGAGCCAAGAAUUCACAAUCAGCUCAACCCAAAUAUGACCGUAGUGGAGCAGGGCUUUGAAAUGAACGUUCUGGAGGGUCUGGUCCAGAAGAACCACAUCAUGCAGCUCCAGAUGAAGCCUGACUCUGUGGUCCAGGUGGUGGUGCGCCAGGGAGAGCGUCUCAGUGCAGAGUCCGACCCCAGGAAAGGAGGCUAUCCAGCGGGAUACUGA